Messenger RNA from Dermacentor silvarum, 3784 nucleotides. RefSeq lists its product as uncharacterized. Bases 318 to 3584 code for a protein of 1088 amino acids. NCBI's taxonomy places the organism in Eukaryota, Metazoa, Arthropoda, Arachnida, Ixodida, Ixodidae. The record is from RefSeq and is a predicted model, not a curated record. Gene Ontology annotation, molecular function: monooxygenase activity; iron ion binding; oxidoreductase activity, acting on paired donors, with incorporation or reduction of molecular oxygen. The transcript is spliced from 29 exons.
CCACGCUCGUUCUGGCGCUCGCACAGAUCCGUCUCCGCUCGCUCGGUCUGCGCCUCUGCCGAGGAGUGUUGGUAAACAUCAGAUCACGUGGAAGCCAAGUCGCAACUGGUAUUGGUUCCGCGAUUUCCUUUUGUCAAAAGGCGUCGCCAAAUAGGCGCGUGAAUUUGCGACCUUAGUCGUUGAGCGCUGAAACAGCUAUAUUUGGAGCGGUCGAAACUCGCGCUGCCGAGGUCUCCGCGGCGAAGCCGCGCGCGAGGGGCCGCGCCCACGCUCUCGACUGGUGCCGCCACGGAGUGUCAACCAUUUCUGGGUCAGACAUGGCCCUGCUGACAGCUUUGUGGCCGGAAUGGUUUAUCCUGGCGGCGACGACCAGUGUUGUUCUGUACCUAUAUGUUACACGGAAUCGGAACUACUGGAAGAACCAAAAUGUGCCGUCGGAGCCAUUCUCGCUCAUAUUCGGUGCCACGUUAAGGCUUUUCUCGAACCCAAUGCACGAGCUCGACCUUGCUAGGUAUAAAAAGUAUGGAAAGCUUUUCGGUGCUUUCGAGAUGGGCAAGCCCCUGCUGUUUGUAGCGGACCCGAAGUUGGUGAAGCAGGUGCUAGUCGAUGACUUCUCAUCCCUGUCUAACCGAAGGACGAUCAAUAUGAAUGAACCGCUCCUGGACACUAUGAUGAGCAUGGCUGCAGUGGAGGUGUGGCGAGAUGUUCGCUUGGGUUCGGCACCGGCGUUCUCGGCUAAAGUGCUGCGAAAAAUGAAUGUCUUGAUGGAGGAUUGCGCUUUAACGACAGCGGAGCACCUUAAGAAAGCAGCAUCUAAAGAAGAGGACAUCGAUGUCAAACCGCUCUUCUGGGACUACGCGCUGGACCUGAUCGCGAAGUGCGCCUUCUCCAUGAAGCUGGAUUCUCAUUCGGACCCAACGAACGAGUUUAUCACCCGGUCGAAGGAAGUCCUUACUCAACGCUUCACCCCACGCUUGUUUUUAAUGAUUGUUUUUCCAGCCGUGGCAAAAAGGUUUCGCAUCGCGCCAUUAAAGCCAGACAUAAUCGCUUACUUCAGAGAUCUUUGCCAGAACAUAAUGAAAGGCAAGAAAGACGCCAGCACGGACCAUGAAAACUUUCUGCAAUUGCUGAUAAACGGAAAGAAAGGACAACUUGACACGGAACAAGAAAAAGCUUUUGAACGGGAUCGUCGGCUGUUCGACAUCAGUUCUGAAAUCAAGCCAGAUGCUCCAUCAUCGCCGGAGAUAAAAUUGACGGAAGAUCAAGCUAUGGCACAAUGUAUACUGUUUUUUCUGGCCGGUCAACAGAAGGUUUCGACCGCAAUAGCCUGCACCCUUUACCUGCUGGCCAUUCAUCCGGAAGUACAAGAUAGGCUGAGGAAAGAAGUCGAUGAAUGCUGCAUGGUCCAUGGGGAUCGGCCUAGCCUGGAUGCGAUCACGAAGCUCAAGUAUCUUCACUGCGUUGUCUCGGAGACUCUGCGAUUGUACCCACCUGUACAGCGACUGGAGAGAGCUCCUUGUGAAGACUACAUGAUCGGAGACACUGGAGUGAAGGUGACAAAAAGUGACAUAGUCGCAGUUCCCAUCUACGCCAUGCAGCACGACCCGCAAUACUUUCCCGAGCCGUUCACCUUUGACCCAGAAAGGUUCAACGACGAGAACGUUGGUUCGAUCCAGCCGUACACUUACCUGCCCUUUGGUGCUGGACCGCGCAAUUGCAUUGGCGUAAUCUUCGCCCUGCAGGCGGUGAAACUGUCCAUCUUUUACACAAUUCGCAAUGUGCAACUGGUGCGGACUGAAAAGACCAAAGUUCCUCUGGUGUUCCAAAAAGGGUUCAGGCCUCUGACAGCUGAGGAUGUCACGCUGGGAAUCAGGGCCCGUGUGUAUGGUAAUGUGGCCUAUUUGAGGACAACCGACGACACCGUAGCUUUCUUCGUGAUACCUGGUAUGGAAGAGGCGCUCGUCCUUCAACACCCGCCUACUCGUCCAGUGUUGAAGCUCAAGUAUAUCAGCGGCUGCCGUAUGGAGUUGUUCUUCGGACUGCCGGAAUGGGUAGUCCUCGUGGGGACAGUUUGUGUUCCAAUUUACCUGUACGUGUCAUGGAAUAGAAACUACUGGAAAAACCAAAAUGUAGUGUCGGAACCAUUUUCCUUUCCAUUUGGCGCCACUUGGAAAUUAUUUAUCACGCCCACGUGCCAGCUUGAUUCUGAAAGAUACAAACGAUAUGGAAAGGUUUUCGGCACCUUCGAAAUGGGAAAGGCGGUCUUGUUUGUCGGAGAAGCAGAAUUGGUCAAGCAAGUUCUAGUCAAAGAUUUUCCAUCACUUCCCAACCAAAGGACCCUAAACUUCAACGACCCCGUGUUGGACAACAUGAUGAGCAUGGCACCCUUUGAACGGUGGAGGAAUAUUCGCAUGCCGGUGGCGCGGGCAUUCUCCACUGAAAACUUGCAAAAGAUGAAUUCUUUGAUCGAAGACUGCGCGUUAGUAACGACAGAUCAUCUGAAGAAAGCGGCGUCGGAUGAAGAGGACAUCGAUAUCAUAAAGUUCUUUGGGAACUACGCUCUGGACGUGAUUGCAAGAUGCGUAUUCGCCAAACGGAUAGACUCUCAAUCUGACAGGAAGAGCGACUUCGUCGUGCAGUCAAGGCAGGCUCCUUCAGAGCGUCUUACGCUGCGUGUCUUCGUGUAUUUUCUGUUUCCGUUCAUAGCAAGAGCAACUGGCCUUCGACCGCUCAGCCCAAGCGUAUUAAAGUACUUCAGGAGCAUAGGCCAGAAUAUCAUGAAAAGCACGCAGAAGAAGGAACCACAAGAUGAGAACUUUCUUCGUUUGUUUCUGAGCCCCCAAGAAAAACGUGAAAAAGCACCGGAUACUCCCUUUGAGAGGGACCAGCGGCUGUUCAACCUUGGCUAUGAUUUGAAGUCAGACCCAUCAUUAUACUCUUUUGGAAAGCUUAAUGAAGACCAAGCCAUGGCCCAGUGUUUGCUUUUCUUCAUUGCUGGCCAAGAAACUACUGCAAGAGUGAUCGCCUACACGUUGUAUUUGCUAGCUAUUCAUCCAGACGUACAAACACAAUUGAGGAGGGAAGUCGACGAGUGUUUUGCAACUCAUGGUGAUCAUCCCGACCUGGAAGCUAUUACGAAGCUAAAGUAUCUGCACUGCGUCAUCACAGAGUCUCUUAGGAUGUACCCGCCAAUUUCGAGACUUGAGCGAGUGCCUUGCUGUGACUACACACUGGGAGACACAGGAGUGAAACUGAAGCAUGGUGAUUUAAUCACAAUUCCUGUUUACGCCAUGCACCACGACCCGCAAUACUUUCCUGACCCAUGGACGUUCAAGCCGGAAAGGUUCAACGACGAGAACGUUGGUUCGAUCCAGCCGUACACUUACCUGCCCUUUGGUGCUGGACCGCGCAAUUGCAUUGGCGUAAUCUUCGCCCUGCAGGCGGUGAAACUGUCCAUCUUUUACACAAUUCGCAAUGUGCAACUGGUGCGGACUGAAAAGACCAAAGUUCCUCUGGUGUUCCAAAAAGGGUUCAGGCCUCUGACAGCUGAGGAUGUCACGCUGGGAAUCAGGGCACGUGUGUAGCGAGACAGGCUGGUGUUUUAUUCGUCUCGCCUUCAUCUGAGUGGAGCGAUCAAAAGAGCGUUGCUGCAGAUAGUUUGACUGCUUGGGAAUAAUGUUUUCCCUUACAAUGUUGCGCUAUAUAUUAUAGUACUCUCUUGUGAAACGUCUGAUCGUGUAUACACUAUUCCGUCGUUGUGAAAAUAAAGCAUUUAUGUGCCUCA